Aedes aegypti (yellow fever mosquito) is the source of this 1762-nucleotide messenger RNA. RefSeq names its product probable cytochrome P450 9f2. The coding region runs from base 46 to 1653 and encodes 535 amino acids. Lineage: Eukaryota; Metazoa; Arthropoda; Insecta; Diptera; Culicidae. Gene Ontology annotation, molecular function: monooxygenase activity; oxidoreductase activity, acting on paired donors, with incorporation or reduction of molecular oxygen; iron ion binding. The transcript is spliced from 2 exons. The record is from RefSeq and is a predicted model, not a curated record.
UGCUAUCGCCGCACCCGUCCAGUUUCGUAUCAAACCUCAAUCGGAAUGGAAGUGGAACUCCUACAUGUGGGAGUACUGGUGGCGAUCGUCGCCUUUCUGUACCGCUGGAUAACGCGCAACAAUGACUACUUCCACGAUAAACCGAUCCCGUCGAUGGCCGUUACGCCGUUCCUGGGUGCUUCGGGACCUCUCCUGCUGCGAAAGGUCACCUUCAACGACUUUGUCCAAUCAAUUUACAACAAAUACCCCGGAGUGAAAGUCUUCGGCAUGUUUGACACGAUCACGCCGUUCUUCGUGAUCCGCGAUCCGGAGUUGAUCAAGCAGAUCGGCAUCAAGGAUUUCGAUCACUUCGUGGACCACCGUCCGACGUUCGGACUGGACGAUGAAACGGCGGAGCAUCCGAAGGCGCUGUUUCGCAAGACGCUGUUCUCGAUGACCGGUCAACGGUGGAAGGAGAUGCGCGCUACGCUGAGUCCGGCCUUCACCGGCAGUAAGAUGCGACAAAUGUUCUCGCUGAUGAGCGAAUGCUGCGACGAAAUGAUGAAGCACUACCUGGACAAGGCGAAGGGUUCGGGAAGGGUGGAAGUCGAAAUGAAGGAUUUGCUGAGUCGAAUCAGUAUCAAUGUGAUUGCGUCGUGUGCUUUUGGAAUCAAGGUGGACUGCUUCAAAGAGCAGGAACAUGAGUUCUUGUAUCACGGCAGGAAGAUGAUGGGCUUCGGCCGGCCGAUUGUGAUUGCGAGGAUGUUGGCCAUGCGUGUCUUCCCGAAGUUCGCUGCGAAGUUCGGAAUCGACUUGCUCGAUCGUGAGCAAGCGAACUACUUCACACAUGUUUUCCAAGAGACUAUUAGGGCUCGGGAAAGCCAUGGUUACAUUCGGCAUGAUAUGAUCGACCUGUUGCUGCAGGCUCGCAAGGGUACGCUGAAGUAUCAGGAAGAGAAGGAUGACCAGGAAGGGUUCGCCACCGUACAGGAGUCAGAUGUAGGCAAAGCAGACGUGUCGAAGAGUAUGACCGAAGCAGAGAUGAUCGCACAGUGCUUGAUAUUCUUCCUUGGUGGAUUCGACACUGUGUCUACCUGUGCCAUGUUCACUGCCUACGAGUUGGUCCGCAAUCCGGAAGUUCAACACAAGCUGUACGAAGAGAUUAAGCAGACAGAAAAGGAGUUGGAAGGAAAGCCGCUGAGCUACGAUGCACUUCAGAAGAUGAAGUACAUGGAUAUGGUAGUGUCGGAAACACUGAGAAUGUGGCCCUUGGCUCCGGCUACGGAUCGUCUCUGCACCCAAGACUACACCAUUGAUGACGGCCAGGGCGUGAGAUUCACGAUCGACAAGGGAACGUGCGUUUGGUUCCCGGCAGCUGGACUGCACCACGAUCCACAGUAUUUCCCCAAUCCGGAGAAGUUCGAUCCGGAGCGGUUCAAUGACGAAAACAAGCGGAACAUCAACCUGGGAGCGUAUCUGCCGUUUGGUAUCGGCCCAAGGAACUGCAUCGGAUCGCGGUUUGCGCUGAUGGAGGUCAAGGCCGUCAUGUAUUUCAUUCUGCUCAAGUUUUCGUUCGUCCGAGGCGCAAAGACCCAGAUACCGAUGCAGCUACGGAAGGGAUUUACCAAUCUGGGUCCGGAGAAUGGAAUGCACGUGGAGCUGAAGCUGCGGUGAACUGCGGCGAUAGAUAAGUUUCUUAGAGAGUAGAUUAGAUAAGGUGCCUAAUAAAUAUUUUUCUGAUGCGAAACCGGUUUUGCGGUUAUCGAUCGUCUGUGUCUACGAA